This is a messenger RNA of Doryrhamphus excisus (bluestripe pipefish), 3676 nucleotides long. RefSeq names its product finTRIM family, member 82 (gene ftr82). Lineage: Eukaryota; Metazoa; Chordata; Actinopteri; Syngnathiformes; Syngnathidae. The record is from RefSeq and is a predicted model, not a curated record. Gene Ontology annotation, molecular function: protein binding; zinc ion binding.
UCAGGAGGCGGGCCUUGUCUGCUUUCAAUCAAUAACCUCUGGAAUUCAGAAAUACAAGUAGGUCCUGUCUCGGGCAGGCUGUACCACACAACUCUGGAGGGCGGACUCCCACACAGACUCCACUCUACGCUCUCUGCUCCUGGCAUUUUUCUGUCGUGAAAAGUUGACAAUGGCUGAUCACACGUCCCCGGACUACUUCAGCUGCACCCUGUGCGUGAACCUCCUGAGGGAUCCUGUGGCUAUCCCAUGCGGCCACAGCUUCUGCAUGGACUGCAUCAGCGGGUACUGGAACGAGGCAGACUACACCGGGAUUUACAUUUGCCCCCAGUGCAAGAUCACCUUCACUCAGAGGCCCGUGCUGCGCCCCAACGCCACACUCAGUAUGGUGGCCGAGAAGAUCAAAAAGAGCGGUUUCAACCUCAACGUCAACGUCAACACGCCCCAGGGGAACGGCUACGCCGGGCCGAGCGAUGUGCCGUGUGACUUCUGCUCCGGGAAGAAACUCAAGGCCGUGAAGUCCUGUCUCAACUGUCUGGCGUCUUACUGCGAGAAGCACCUGAAGCCUCACUACGAGUCAGCCACUUUUAAAAGGCACAAGUUGGUAGACGAGCUGGGGAACCUGGACAGGAAGAUCUGCCCGCAGCACCAGAAGUCAUUGGAGCUCUUCUGCCGGACCGACCAGAUGUGUAUCUGUGCCAUCUGCACGGUCAGUGAACACAAGGGACACGACAUCGUCUCCGCCGAGGCCGAGAGGAGUGAGAAACAGAAACUCUUGGGAAUCUCCACAGCUGAGAUCAGGCAAAAAUGCCAGGAGAGGGUCAAGGAGCUGGACGAGCUGAAGACCGCGGUGGAUUCAUUGAAGAACUCGGCCCAGAGAGCGAUGUUGGAGAGUCAGAAGAUGUUCGAGGACAUGAUUCGCUCCAUCGAGAGGAUGAGGUCGGAGGUGACCAAGCUGAUCGGUAUCAACGAGAAGGCCGCGUUCAACCAAGCCGAGGCUCUGAUCGAGCGUCUGGAACAGGAGAUUGACGAACUGAAGAAAAAAGAGUCGGGCUUGAAGCAGCUUUAUGGUACUGAUGACCACAUCCACUUUUUGCAGAACUUCAACUACCUGUGCACGCCCACCGACGACGGCUUCAUACCAAAGGUGACGGUUAACCCCGACUUUUCCUUUGGGGCCGUCAGAAAAGCUGUAGCCGAGAUUAAAGAUCGACUGGAAGAGUUUGGAAGGGAGGAGUUGCUGAAGAUCUCCAAGACAGUGAAUGAAGUUCCGGUCUACACUACAGAGAGUCGAACACUGGACAGAAGGAGCAGAGGUAAAGAUCAUAAUAUGACGACUGUGGACAGUGCGCCGUCUACUCCAGAACCAAGGAGCAGAGCCGAUUUCGUCAAAUACUUCUGCCAGCUGAAGUUGGAUCCCAUCACAGCCUACAAGGAGCUGUACAUCUCAGAGCACAGCAGAAAAGUCAUCCGUACCAGAGACCUGCAGCCCUAUGGAGACAACCCAGAAAGGUUCGAUAGUUUUGCGCAGGUUCUGUGCCGGGAGGCCCUAUCCGGAGGUCGCUUCUACUGGGAGAUCGAAUGGAACGGGGAGUUCUCCAUCGGAGUGGCCUACAGGAGCAUCAGCCGGAAGGGCAAAGGUUCGCUGUGUCUGCUGGGCUACAACGAUAGAUCCUGGAGUCUCCUCUGCUCCGACACGGGGUACUCGGCCUGGCACAACAGGGUGGACAAAGCCGUCAGCGGCCCCCAUUCCCCAAGAAUAGGAGUGUACUUGGAUCACCCUGCAGGCGUGCUGGCAUUUUAUAGCAUCGGCAGCAGCAUGACAUUGCUGCACAGGUUCGAGACCACAUUCACUGAGCCCCUUUAUCCGGGUUUUGGAGUCGGAACCUCGGUCAAAAUCUGCAACAUGAAAUGAACACUGAAAAAAAAAUCACUUACAAUUGAGAUAUUCCGGUCUUUGCUUUUGGAAUGUAUAUUUUUAUAACCAUUUUGCAAAUGUUACAUUGUUUGGUUAUUUUCCAGAUUAUUUUUGAAGCAUCUCAUGAUGGAUUUUGCAUUUUGUUCUGUAUCACUUUGGGAAUAUAUUCACCAAAAGCGCUGUAAAUGUAAUGUUUAAAACCUGGUCAUAACAUUCAAUUUUUACACAUUUAUCUUUGCUAAAUGUGUGCAGAUGGAUUUUCUUAUGAAAAUUAUCAUUGAAUGCAUUAUCACAUUACUCUUUAUGGAAGGUUUGUACAAUGAUGAUAGCCAUCCACUCUGGCGUAUAGUAUUUGUAGAAAUAUAUUCUAUUUUCCACAGCCUGUAUUUGCCUUCUCACAGUUCAACUAACCCUUAUUUAAUUUUAUGCAUGCAUAUUUACAGAAAAAGAAGUCACUGGAUUAUCCAGGAGAGUCUUGUUUUUUGGAAAAAAAUAUCCUAGUUUUGAAUAAAGAGCUAAAAGAAAAUGUUGAAUUUCCAUUAGUUACAUACACAGGUAAGUAUUAUAACUGUUGCGUGCACUCAGAGAGCUCCCCCUAUUGGCUGAUGACAGGUAUUCAAAUGUAAAAACAAUUGAAAUAGUGAUUUUAGUCAGUAUAUUGUACUGUAUGUAGCAAUACUGCCAUUUUAGUUACAUUUAUGGAAAUUUCAUACACUUAUUUUGGUUGAUCCAAAUUUGGUGAAUACCCCCUCCUCCUACAUAUGUAAGCAUGGAUGAUAAGACAAGUUUUUAUGUAAUAGACAUCUUUUUAUUGAUCCCCAGAUAUUUUGAAGGAUGUAGAGCAUAUGAUGCUCAAGAGACAAAGAAAAAACGACUGACAGUCCAAAUGUUUAAACAUCAUAACCAAUAAUUCCUCCUUUCCCAAUGCACUCGCCGAUGUAAAACCACAUCAGCACUUCUGUGGCAACCAGCCCGUUCCUUAGAGCGUCCUGCAGGGGGAAACAAAACAUAUAUUAUUCAGACAAAUAAAUGUUUGCAAAUGAAACAACAGACAUGGUGAAUUACCAGGAGUGCGUAAAGUAUACUAUUAUUAUUCUUCAUGCAAACCCACAAAGGGGUUGAAGCCUUAUGAACAAAAUUUGUUCCAUUCCAGCGGGAAUGUAAAAAAAAUAUAUAACAGGGAAGUAGCCAAAUCUGCUGGAGAAUGGAAAUAGGAAACAGAAAAUUCUAAGGAGGAAAUGGACUUCUAAUAACAGAAGCUGUUGUGUUCAGUAUCCCACUGUAAAUGAUGGUGGUGGUGAUGCCCGUGUUUGCGUGACAUGAGGAAGAGUAUGAAAAGUGGUUCAUUUUGUUGGGUAUCACAGAGACAGGGCGCUGAUCAUUUCCAAGCCUGGUGAUGUCAUAAUGCUAGGUAAUGAAGAUCUAGAUUAAUGGUAGUUUAGUUAACUAGUUAGUUAACGUGGUAUACCUUAUUAGACGUUGUUACCCAUUUAUGCAGCAGUCUUUCCCUUCAGGAAGGUUAUGUUUUAUACUUAAAAUUAUGUUUUAUACUUGUGUUACAAUUCUUCUGACACGCCUCACCCCACCCAGUUGUUCCUUCGACCACUAGUCGGCAGUGCUUCCACUUUACGCGAAAAAUUGAAAAUGUAAAUUGUGUGUUCUAAUUGUGGUGCCUUUGUUUUGCGUCCAUCUGGAAGGUGUCAAUUUGCUUGGCAUUGAUGGGGGUGCAGAAGAUAACAUACGAGAGGAUGUUUUAUUUUU